UCUACUUGUUCUAAAGCUGCAUUUCAUUAUUCAGUUAAACACAAAAGAACAUUUUGAGGCAAGCAGGAAUCCUCUAAGCAUCGACUUCAAUAGUGUUAAUAUUAGAUAUUUGUCGGCAACUGAUAUGCAGGUCAAAAAUGUUCACAUAAAUGAUCAAAUUAUGGCUGUACUCAAAAAACAAAUGUUGCAAAGUAGAAUACUGAGCUGAACUUUUACUUAAAAGUACGGAUUUAAAUAAAAUACUAAAAAGUCAAAAUGACAAAAAAAAAGCUGCUAUGAAUGCAUGCAUAAGAUGCCGUUUAUGUCAGAUCUGUGAUGUAUGUAUGCAAUAUUAUGAGCGUUUCCAGAGGAAGAUGAGUAGCUUAUAAUAUUGUCUUCAAUUACUUUCAUAACUAUCCAGCGCAAUAUUACAUGAAUCAUUCUAACACCCAUAAGUUUAACACAGAAGCAUUUUUAUGUAUGUGCCAUUAUCCUGCCAAACAACACUCUCGCCCACCCUCUCUAACUUCUCACAUCUCUCUCUCUCCAUUUCCUCACGCAGCAAACAUCCUCACGGUGAUCAUCCUUUCUCAGCUUGUGCUGCGGCGGCAGAAAUCCUCCUACAACUACCUACUGGCCCUGGCUGUAGCCGACAUCCUGGUCCUGCUGCUGAUUGUGUUCGUGGACUUCCUUUUGGAGGACUUCAUCCUCGGAGCACCUCUGCCACACUCGCUCAACAAAGCCGUGCAGGUUCUGGAGUUCUCCUCAAUACAUACCUCCAUCUGGAUCACAGUGCCACUGACCAUCGACCGCUACAUCGCCGUGUGCCAUCCACUACGCUACCACACAGUCUCCUACCCAGCCCGAACUCGCAAAGUCAUCUUGGCGGUGUACGCUGGGUGCUUGAUCUCCAGUGUGCCGUAUUAUUGGUGGCCGGAGCUGUGGCACGGUCUCCCAGGAGCGAGCCCUGGGGGGCGCAGCAGUAGUGCAGGACAGCAUGUGCUAGUGUGGGUCCACUGCGCCACGGUUUACCUGCUGCCCUGCUCUGUCUUCUUUUCCCUCAACGCAAUUAUUGUCCGCAAGCUCCGCUGCCGUCGCAGCUGCUUCCGCCUCCGAGGAUACUCGACCGGAAAGACCACGGCUAUCCUUUUAGCCAUCACCUCAGUGUUCGCCGUUUUAUGGGCGCCUCGUACACUUAUGAUUCUUUAUCAUCUUUACACGGUGCAACCAGCGAUGCCGGGUCCGGCUAGACUCCUGCAUUUGGUAACGGAUGUAGCGAACAUGCUUGCUCUGCUCAACACCGGGGUCAACUUCUUCCUCUACUGCUUUAUAAGCAAGCGCUUUCGGAGGAUGGCCGGGACGGUGCUCAAAGCCUUUUUCCGCUGCAGAAAACAGCCGCCACCUUUUUACGCCAGUCACAACUUCUCAAUCACCAGCAGCCCAUGGAUCUCGCCUGCAAACUCGCACUGCAUUAAGAUGCUGGUGUACCAGUAUGACAAGAACGGCAAACCAGUUUGCAUAUCCUCAUGAAUGCCAACUCGAGUCGUGCCAUUCCAAUAUAAUAAAAGCUAACGAAUCAAGCAAGCUUGGGAAAGUACUUCCCGACUGGUAGAAGGCAAUGAUGGGAUUGCUAGGAAGUGCCUCAAUAAGACACGUCCAGUGUCAGGCUCAGAGAAAAUCUGGGUAAAAUAAGGCUCAUUGACAGGUGGAAAAAAACAGGAGUUGUCAUUAAGCUAUAACAGCUAAUUCCUUUCAGGAAAUCAAUGCAAAAAAAAGACUCUCAACGUUAAGAAUAACACAGAAAGUCUUUCUUGGAGUUCUAGCCGUUGACCAUCCAAACUAGUGUGAGAUAUGUGUGGAAUUGAUAGACAUGUCAUGCUAUAAACUAUAUUCCCAAAUUUGAAUAUAAUCAGCGAAGAUAUUCACUGUAUCUCCAAUCGCUAGCAUGGUUUUGAGUGGAUUGCACACCAAAGCAACAUUUUUCGAAGAGGAAAAGGAUUCAAAGCUAAAGCUGACAAGACGUUACUGUAUGUCAACCGCCUUUCGCCUCUCACCUUCUCAGCAGAGAGAGAAGAGACAGAGCACUUCCUCCCUUUAUGACAUUAAAAACAAAGCUGGCAUUUUAGUUUAAUAUGCCGUUGGUCUCCAAGGGCCUCGAAACUCUUAUUAACGCCUUUAGAUAUGCUCAGUGCUGGAAACCUGCUUCGAUAUUGCUGCCUGAUGAAGAAUAAUAGCGAACGUGAAGACUUCUGCUUCAACAACGUCUAAAGAAAAAAAAAAGCUUCUGGUGCAACUGACUGUUAAAUGUGCAAUUAAGGCAAAAAACACCUUUAGAGAAGAAUUAAUAUUCUUGAUCAUUCAAAUCGAUGUUUUAAGACACUCAUUGCUCAGUAUGUGAAAGGAUUUUCUGUCACAGAGACAAACACGAAAUAAUUAAGACUUUGCAACUUCUAGCACACACAAAGACACACACACGCACAUUCAUUUAUCCUUGGCUGGGCAGCCUGGAGAAAAAAAAAAGCGAAUAAGAGAACAGUUUUCAAAUAAAAUCAAUUGUUUUCUUCAGAGUGAGCUAUUGGGGAAAGCCACAUUCAUUUAUCUUCACAGGAGCGUGGUGUAGCGGGCUGCCAUCUGGGGUGCUUUAACUGUGGUGCAUAUAUAUUUAUACUAUACGGCGGCGAACAUGUUCCUAGAUAAGGUAGACAACUUAAAAAUGUAUGAUCUCUGUCGUAGACAAGGAUAUAUUCACCUGUAUUAUUAUUACCACAGGGCAAACUAGAUGGUUCUGCUGGAAGUUGGGGCGUUGUUGAAAAUGUAAAUGAGUAAUGGUGUUCGUUUGAGAAUUGAAAAUGGUCACUUUCCAUUACAGCGUCCAUCUUAAAGAGUGUGGAUUUUAAAGGAAUAAUUCACCCAAAAAUGAAAACUCUGUCAACAUUUGAUCACCAUUUACUUGUUCCA
Messenger RNA from Danio rerio (zebrafish), 2937 nucleotides. NCBI's taxonomy places the organism in Eukaryota, Metazoa, Chordata, Actinopteri, Cypriniformes, Danionidae. The record is from RefSeq and is a predicted model, not a curated record.